AUGCCAUCCGACGGCGUACGUCUCUCAACUCGUAGUAUAUAAUACUUGCAAAAACCUUUCUGUGCUAGGGUUCCAUUCACUCGACGGCUUACACUUUCUCGCCUCUUUCUCUUCUCUGUUCUGAGCCUCUCCAGUUGUAAAUCAAAGAUGGUACUGUCUAACGAUUAUGAUUUGCUCAACCCACCGGCGGAGCUCGAGAAGAGGAAGCACAAGCUCAAGCGGCUCGUGCAAUCCCCGAAUUCAUUCUUCAUGGAUGUGAAGUGCCAGGGGUGCUUUAACAUAACCACUGUCUUUAGCCAUUCGCAGACGGUGGUGGUGUGCGGCAACUGCCAGACGGUGUUGUGCCAACCCACUGGCGGCCGCGCCAGACUUACAGAAGGCUGCUCUUUCCGAAGAAAGGGUGACUAAUGUACUUGAUACUAUAUACCCCGUCUGCAUCAUUGAGAGGGUCGGUAGUCAUGGCUGAUUUGCUGCAUGAGAAUGUGAGGCGGUGGUUUUUUGGGUUGAAUGUUGUCUCUUUUGGUUUCUAAUCACUCUUAAGAUAUGUUGGACUAGCGAAACAUGCUAUUAUGUUAUUUUACCUAGUUUUAUUUUGGAAUAUGAGAAUGGAUUUUCAGUA
Sesamum indicum (sesame) is the source of this 619-nucleotide messenger RNA. Its product is annotated as small ribosomal subunit protein eS27y. Gene Ontology annotation, cellular component: ribosome. NCBI's taxonomy places the organism in Eukaryota, Viridiplantae, Streptophyta, Magnoliopsida, Lamiales, Pedaliaceae. The record is from RefSeq and is a predicted model, not a curated record. Gene Ontology annotation, biological process: translation. Gene Ontology annotation, molecular function: structural constituent of ribosome.